GUCUCCGUUGCUGAAGGAGAACACGACUCAGCGCUCCUUGGUGGAGGAUCUGGAAAAGUUGUUGGAAUGGUUGAAUAAUCAGAACUCUGCGAAUGGGAAGAUGGCGUUCAGACAGAAACUGAGCUGGUCGCUGAAGGGCAAGAAGAAGGUCGAGAAGCUCUUGCUCCGCUUAGCCCGUCAUAGAGACCAUUUCACCCUUGCGCUCUCGAUUGAAUCUUGUCACAUAGGAAACGAGCUUGAUAAGAGCGUGCAGACGCUAUCGAACCAUCAGGACAUGAAGGAUACUAUUGAAUGGCUGAUGCCAACUGACUACGUUGCGAGGCAUACGGCCAUAUCAGGUUGUGUGAAAGCAGGAGCUUACUCGUGGCUUCUCGAGGAUCCCAAAUUCGUGGCAUGGCGCAGGUCUGAGGCAAGCGGCAUUCUUCGUCUCUGUAGCAAGCUUGGAAAUGACACGACCGCUUUGAGUUACACUGUAAUGGAAGAACUUGAAAAGACCCCAAAGCAAUCGGGGCAACUUGUUCUUUAUCACUAUUUCGACGCAGACGAUCCGAAAACCCUCAGUGCGGCUUCCUUCGUUCGGACGCUUCUCGUUCAACUCAUCCCCGCCGAUCGCUCUGGUGUCGUCGCACACAAUCUUGGAAAGAAACGACUAGAGCAACAUGCUAUACUUACCGACCUUGACGAACUAUUUGAGUUUCUUGCAACUGCAAUGCAAAUUCUCGUUUCGCCCCCUGUCAUUGUGGUCGAUAGGCUGGACAAAUGCACCACCGAGGAAAUACUACUAUACAUCCAGGGCCUGAUGGAACGUGUCCCCGAAACCUGCAUGUUUCUGACCAGCUGCGAGGAUGUAGCGCUAUUUGGCGCGCAGUCAAAGUUUCCUUGUAUCUACACGCCCGACCAUAUCGAGGACUCUUCGAAUAACGCUGCCAAUUGCACCAAAGCAACUACAUUGAAACCAGCCGUCGGUGUUUAUGAAGUCAAGUUGAGGUUCUCUCAAGUUACAGUGUCUGCCAACGUAUGUCUAUUUCAAAAGACUAUUGCAGAACACAAAAAACAUUCAUCAUCUUCAAGCAGAUUAUUGAACGUGGAUCAUAAGGAUGAUGUGCCUACUAGACUACGAAUAGAUACAUCCCAGCGCCAUUUUUUUUUGUCGCUGAGUGAUAUCGGUCUACCAGAUGGCCGACCACGAUGAGACUUGUAGACGCGCCUCCGAUCGCGUU
Somion occarium is the source of this 1220-nucleotide messenger RNA. The record is from the annotation of a GenBank genome assembly. NCBI's taxonomy places the organism in Eukaryota, Fungi, Basidiomycota, Agaricomycetes, Polyporales, Cerrenaceae.